Acanthopagrus latus (yellowfin seabream) is the source of this 4637-nucleotide messenger RNA. It is a transcript of the gene macc1, whose product is annotated as MET transcriptional regulator MACC1. The record is from RefSeq and is a predicted model, not a curated record. Bases 147 to 2705 code for a protein of 852 amino acids. Gene Ontology annotation, cellular component: cytoplasm. NCBI's taxonomy places the organism in Eukaryota, Metazoa, Chordata, Actinopteri, Spariformes, Sparidae. The transcript has 5 exons.
AGCAAAUGGGGCUGCUGUAACAUGAGGAGGGCCGACACUCACAGACACGCCCUACAAGAAGGAGCGUAAAUGAUAGUGGACUGGCCUCUUUUUCUGCCAGCGCGCUGAGGCAAAAACUACAUCCAUCUCAUGACGACGAUGAAAACAUGGCAGCUAGAAGAACUACGUCCUUCCGUCGUGUUGGGAGUCUGAUGCGGAGUAAAUCUGAGGGGACACUGAUUGAUCUGGACGACAGUAUUUCAGCCAGUGACAAUCUGAAUGGUUUGUUCGGGGCGCGGACAGCACAGAACCCAGACGGACUGCUUUUACAGCCAGAGGUCGCACUUGCAGUUCAGUCAAAAAACCCGUUUUGGAACAAACUGUCUGGAUCAAAUCCUUUCUUAGAUGACAUUGUACACAGCAGCACAGACAAACACCUUUCCAACACAGCAAACUCAAAACAAGAUGAUGAAAAGCAUUUGGACACAAACGACGAUGACGCCAGUACUUCGUCUUCCGAUGAGGGCAAUGUGGGGAACUUUUUGGAAAACAAGCACAAAGUUAGCAACAGAUCGGGGAGAUGGAGAAGUGCUUCAGACAUUCUGGGUGAUCUGGAGAGAAAAGUUCCAAGACGGGAGGACAGCUUCAGGCCACCUGGGCCGGUGCUGAACCCAGAUUUUGAGUGGCUAAAGAAUGACAGAGAGGCCUAUAAGAUGGCCUGGCUGAGCCACAGGCAGCUAACCCGCUCAUGCCUGGACCUAAACCUGAUGAGCCAGAGUCCAGGGUGGGCUCAGACCCAGGCCACAGACUUUCAGGUCAUCUGCAAGAUCGGCCAUGCUGGAGGCUCAGUACAGUUACCAGAAUCAGAAAUAUGCAUCCAUAUCCCAGAGGGUCAUGUUCCUCCAGGAGAGGUCCAGGAAGUUACACUCAAGGCGAUGCUGGACCCUCCUCCCGGGCUCAAUAACAACUAUGUAACAACCAUGAGUCCACUUGUGGAGGUGGUCCUUGGCAACAUCAGCACAAAGGAGGGUAUCUCUCUGGACAUUAAGCUGUCUGGAAAGGUGAAGAGCGACCCGAUAAGUCAAGUUAUGACUACCAUGGUGGGGCUGGUGUCCAACAAAAGAGAGGGACCUUAUCUAAGAGUGAACGACUGCUACAUUCACAAGAACAUGAUGCAGAUGAAGCUCCAGGAUCUGAAGACACAUUUUUAUGUGGUUGCAGUCGCGGAGGCGUCUGCAAUCCAGCCCCCCGCUACGUCGGUGUGGGAUUACCUUGAACGUCAAAUCACAGUGGCAGUUUAUGGCCCCAGGUACAUCCAUCCAUCAUUCAAGGUUGUAAUAGUGGUUUGCAGUCACGAGCACGUUCCACCGAAGCUUCCAUUUUCAGUUGUCUGCAGAGGAAACAAAAACCAGCCUCUACUUUUGCUGCAGCUUUGGGGAAAACACAGUUUUAAGCCAGAGAAAGUGAACAACUUUCAUGUCGCUCUUAGUCUCACAGACUCUGUGUUUGAAAUCAAACCUGAGGACAAACUGAAAGAAGUGAGACAAUGUCAGCUCAAAAUAGGGACAGUGUUGCAUCUGCCAGUUGCGUUAUCUUGUGCUAGUAAUGCGGAAAUGACUCCUUUUAAAUUGGACCUACAAGUGAACGAAUCGAACGCUGCAACUGUUGCACAUUUCCACGUGCCUUCCCCUCCCGCAGCACCCAUCAGAUCUGAAAAGCGAGUGUCAAGGCAGGUAGAAAAGCGCAUUGAAAUGGCAAGAGCCCCACCUAUUCCUGAGGAAAGUGUCCCAGAUUCCCCCAAAUUCACAGACAGACCUGUGAACCUCCAGUGGUACGGUGUAGCCCUGAAGUCAGUGCUCCGUCAGCCACGAGUAGACUACCUUCUGGAGUAUUUCAAGGGCGACACUGUGGCUCUGCUCUCCAGAGACACUGUGAAGUCAGUGGGUAACUCAAAAGUGAAGGAGUGGUACAUCGGAUUCCUCCGAGGCAGGACCGGUUUGGUUCACUGCAAAAACAUCAAGCUGAUAACCAGAGACCAGGUGAUCGACUUCACCGGCAUUCAGCUCACCACAGAGGUCCUCCUGGACAACAUGACGCUGCCCUUCAAGAAGCUUACUUACAUGUACGCCAACAUCCAGACACUCGUCACUGAGCACAUAACCAGCUGGGGAGCUUUCGCCAAUGCCUUAGAGUACAAGAACUUGUCGCUUGACACCAUCACGCGGAGGUACGCCGAAACCGAGGCUGAUAAAGUGGCCAGUGUGCUGGAAAAGCUGAAGGAAGACUGCCACGCCGAGAAGACCAGGAAAAAGUUUCUGCAUGAGCUCAUGGUGGGUCUGUUGAAGAUGGAUUCUGUGAAUGUUGUGGCGCAGCUGAUACAGAACACAGUCAUUCUGUCCACUGCUGUCGAGCUGGGAAUGCGAUGGAGAGAGCUCGCGGACAAGAUGGGAAAACUCUCCAGUGCCCAGAUAGCAGGAUAUGAGGCUCCGCACCGAGGGAAGAAUGGGGAAGUCGGUCUCCAGUCAAUGUGGAAGCCCGCCUAUGAUUUCCUGUACUCCUGGAGUCUGCGUUACGGAGACAGCUACAGGGACAUGAUCCAGGAUCUGCACCUUUUCCUGGACAAAAUGAAAAACCCUGCCACCAAGCAGUGGAGGCAGCUGACUGGCGCCCUCAUCACAGUGAACUGUCUCGAUCUCUUUCGAGCCUCUGCGUACCCAAACUCCUAAACUUGAUGCAAGUGCGCCCUACAGAUGAUCUCCACGCACUUGAGAAAACCAGAGAGGUUUUUUUUACACAGCAUCAAUGUGUGAAUGCGGUUUUCGAUGUUACUUGGCUCUCUAGAAGCAAUUUUAUUGGAACUCGAUCAGGGUACUUGCACUAUAUGUUUAGAUUUCACUUGAUGAGUGUAGAAUAUAUGAAGAAAUGUCACUUCAGCUUUCAAACAGAAGAAAAUGAAGUGUAGUUGGUCACUUUUCUCUUUAUGUCUGCAAAUGUGAUGAAGCCUUAAAGUGAAAUUUCAUUUUGGUAGAUCAUUUUCAGUUGAAUGUUUGUUAGAUCAUCUGUUCAGCUGCCCAUGGGACAUUAUUGACACUACAUUGAGUAUCAGUAAUCUCAAAAGCUGAAUCAACAUUUGCUUUUGAUCUUUUAUUCCUUUGCCUUUUUUUUGUCCGACUGAUCAGCGACUGAAAAGAUGAUCAACAGUAAAAAUAUGAAGGGACAGCAGGAUGUAUUUCAUGGUAAAACAAGGUAGGCCGUUUGCUAACAUUACCAUUCAGCCACUUCCCAGCUACCUUUACCAUUUGAUCACAUCCAGAGCGUUUCACUUCCAGGCUUAAAUAGAUAAAUUAAUUUACACCUUUCCUGUGGUGUUGUGUAGCACUAUCCCACAGUGAUGUUAGCUAGGAAGUAGUUGAAUGCUAACAUUAGCCUCGCUGUUUUCAAACAAAAGCUUAUGGCUUAGCAAAUGUGCUGUUUUCCCUCAAAAUAUGCCCUGAUGUUCUGCUGGAUUUUCAAUAUCCAUUUAAAGAUGCAGAUUGAUAAGGAAGCUGUGAACAAUAAUGUGUCAGCAGGACGAUAUAUUAGCUUCCCACCCUGAGCUUGAUGUCAGAGGAAAAUGGCCGCAAUGUGAAUACUGUCUGUUAAGAUACUCAAAGCAAUGUUGUGAAACUUUUUUAACCUUACAAUAACAGAUUGAAACUCACUUUAAUGGUACUUUACAUGCAUGUUUACUUUAACAUACGUUUUGUUUGUAGUCAUCACCUACAUUACAGCUGACAAAUUGUUACGGACAUGGGAUUUUUAUUUACGACAGUGGUGUUGCAAUCAGAAACAAUGUUGCUUUAAUGCAUUUACUGUUUCUGUAAACCUGCAUUACCUAAAGAGGAAGUUUCUGAAUAAUUAUUUAUGCAUCUAGUUUCUUGUACUACAUUACUUAAAUCUCUGAGUGUAAUCAGUUUAUUUUUUAUAUGGGUCCCUUUUAUUGAUCCUGUGAAAGUUUAUAUCAGAGGGAUUUUUUUUAGAUUUUUUUGUUAGUUUUAGUGGAAUGGACGAUGAGAAAACCAAUAAAUGUGAACACUUACUAACAAUACGGAUGGUAAGUUAAUCCGUAUUGAAGUUCUUGUGCUGAAAAUUGAGAAUGUUCUACCAAAGUGAAAGUUUCCUGAUGCCAGCAAACAAACCUUAAAGAUGCUACUAUACAAGUGUCAUAAACUAUUGUUGUCUUAAAUAUUAGUAUAUGUGCUAUUUUUAUACUGUAAUGAUAUGUAGAAAGCAGAUAAUUUCAUAUAUGGUGUUCAAUGUAACAGUUACAUAUAAUGUGCGUGUGUUGAUGUUUUGUAUGAUUAUGUGUUUAUUGCCAAAUGGAAACCUCAUUGCGUUCAGAGUGGUGCCACAAGUAUGUUCAGAGUGGUGCCACAAGUACGAAGUGCCUUAAGUCACUGAAAUGUUACGACAAUGACUCAUAUCUUUGGUACAGAAAUGGAGAUUUGUUGUUUGAGAUAUUAAUAAAUAUUAACUGCAGGAAACUAUAUGAGAUAAUAGAUGACAAAAAAAUACUACGCCUGUUAUUCAAACCAUAUUUUAAUACCUAACAACUGACAUUUGUAAUUUUCCCAGUUAAUCACACCAAAGGAAACAUGACUUUUCCCUGAAGUGUUUUC